AUGGCGGCGCAGGAGCAGUGGUCCAUCUUGUACGCUGUUCCGGAUGAGUCGGAAGAUUUGAUGAAGACCCAGAAAUUCCCCAACGCGACGUUCUCCUUCAACAAGGUUCCGCUCCCUUCCCGCCUAUUCGUGGAGAGUAGCGUCGCCAGCCCCGCCGGAAUGGUCGAGUACCACCCCUACAUCGCAGCCGCCGACCGCAGCGGCCACCUUCUGCUAUGCGGUUACACCUCGUUCGGGCUCACCUUGUACAUCUGCGAUCCGUUUUUCCGCAGGACGACGGGCAUCUUCCCCCACGACGGCGGCUUCAACUGCCGCCACUGCGUCGGCCUCAUCCGCAAUCACGACCGCAGGCUUCUCAUGGUGGCCGAUCUCAGCCCGUGCUUUUCCGAACAAGUUGUCUUCUGCACGCUCUUCUGCACGGUCGACUUGUACUCGUGGGUCGAGAAGGAGCCCGACUGCUCCAAAAUCUUGGAUAAACAACCGUGGCGCGGUGAUGGCGUUCUCACCCAUCAAGACGCGCAAUGGAAUCCGACGCACCGAGUGCGGCUGGCUGAGAUCUGGAACCAUGAGACCUACAAAAGGACGCCGCUGCGCCGGGACGUGAUCCCCAUUGUGGCGCUCGUCAACCCGAUCAAGGCACACGAGGUCUACUUCUUCCUCGACAAGCACAUCUUCUCUGUCAACCUGCACAACACUAGUGUGGUGCAGUAUGACAAGUUUGAAGAUUUGGGGAUGCCGGACCUCUCCUCCCGCCUGCUCCAUGCUUGGCAGCUUCCACCGGAGCUCACCGAAUAUCAUCCCUUGCCUGGAACCGAUGUGUUGGGUGCCACGGGGGUUUAUUUCCUGAAUCAAUAUGACUCAGUGGAGGAUUUCCAUGAGGAAGUGAUUGCUGCCACAGACAGGUGGUGUCCCCAAUUGCAUGAGAUGGGUCUGGAGGAACUUGAAGAUGGAGAUGAUGAUGCCUCUAAGAUGAGUGAGGAUCUUGAAGGGGAUGGUGAUGACUCUGAGACGAGCGGGGAUCUUGAAGAUGACUCCGAGAUCAAUGAGGAAGAUGUCGAAGAGGACGGAGAUGAAGACUGA
Molecule: messenger RNA, 1080 nt
Organism: Triticum turgidum subsp. durum (durum wheat)
Lineage: Eukaryota; Viridiplantae; Streptophyta; Magnoliopsida; Poales; Poaceae
Source: the annotation of a GenBank genome assembly